Molecule: messenger RNA, 2154 nt
Organism: Selaginella moellendorffii
Lineage: Eukaryota; Viridiplantae; Streptophyta; Lycopodiopsida; Selaginellales; Selaginellaceae
Product: pentatricopeptide repeat-containing protein At1g11290, chloroplastic-like
Exons: 1
Coding region: 1-2154 (717 amino acids)
Biological process (GO): RNA modification
Molecular function (GO): protein binding; RNA binding
Source: RefSeq, a predicted model, not a curated record
AUGAGAUCGCAGCCAGGCAACAGGGAGGCCCUCCAGAUCUUGGACAGGAAUCGGCAAUGCGGCUCAAAGGCGCCGAGCGUUCCAGCGCUGGUGGCCGCGAUCAAGGCGUGCGGCAGCGCCCGAGACGUCGAGGCCGGGAUGAGAAUCCACGCCGGCGCCGCCAUGGCCGGGAUGGAUUCCAACAUCUUCGUGGCCAACACGCUGCUCUCCAUGUACGCCAAAUGCGGCGCCAUGGAGGACGCCUGCCGGGUGUUUGACGCCAUCGAGAGCCACACCGUGGUCUCCUGGAACGCUCUCGUGCUGGGAUACGCUCGAAACCUGGAUGGAACGCGAGCUCUCGAGAGUUUCUCGCGGAUGACAGACGCGCGCUUCGAUCCAGACGCUCGGACUUACAACGCGGUGUUGAAGGCUCUGGCGAUCUCUCUGGAAAAGGAGUUGGGAGGAGAUGGGGAUGUCGCGAAGAAGAAGCGGCACUUCUUGGAGAAAACUCUGGCUGUUCACGCUCGGCUCAAGGAGGCCGGUCACGAGCGUGACGUCUUCGUCGCGAGCUCGCUGGUGGAUUUGUACGCGAAGUGUGGCAGCUUGAUCGAUGCGAGCAAUGUUUUCGAGAGAAUGGCUCGCCACGAUGCUGUCUCGUGGACUGCUCUCAUUCUGGGACAUGUCCAAGGUGGUGAGUUUCAAAAAGCUCUGGAUCUCUUCUCGAGGAUGGUGGGAGAAGGCUUCCAGCCGGAUGCUCGAGCGUUUGUCGCGGCACUCAAGGCCUGUGCGAGCUUAGCUAGCAGCGAAGAAGAAGGCUCGAUUUUCUUUGGGCUUGAAGAACAGGGAUCCGGAUCAAGCGAAAGAAAAGAUGAAAGUAGGAUUGUUUGCUUGGAGAUUGGAGUAGCGAUCCACGCAGAACUGGAGAAGUUGGGGCUGGUGGAGAGUGACUUGUUCGUGGCGAGCAGCCUGGUGGACAUGUACGCGAAGUGUGGAUGCAUGGAGGAUUCGACGCGAGUUUUCGAGCGGAUGAAACAGCGAGACGUGGUGACUUGGAACUCGCUGCUCAUGGGAUUUGCUCAGGGAGGAGAAGCGAAGAUCGUUCUAAGCCUCUUCCAUCGAUUGCAGCAACAGGGAAGGGGUGUGGAGCCAGACACUCGGACUUAUAUUGCGGUUUUCAAGGCCUUUGCCAACUUAGCAGCGAGAAACUACAAAGAUGGCGAUCUCAGGUCGUGGUGUCUGGAUCAAGGGCGAGCUAUCCACUUGCAGAUGAGCCCACUCAGUUCUUCCUCGACGGAGAUCUUCCUGUGGAGCACUCUCGUCGACAUGUACUCCAAGUGUGGGAGCCUGAUCAAUGCCAGAGAGAUCUUCGACAGCGUCUCCAAGCCCGACUUGGUGCUGUGGAACUCGAUCAUCCUCGGGUGUGCUCUCAACGACGAAAACGAGCUCGCCUUGGAGCUCUUGGAUCGACUCCAGCAGCAGAACCUCUCGCCAGACGAUGGAACUUUCGUGGCGGCGCUCAAGGCCUGUGGAAACUCGGCAGCACUGGAAACCGGAAGAACGAUCCAUACUCAGGUCCUCAACGCUGGACUCGAGAGCAAUCCACUCGUCGCAACUAGCCUGGUGGAUUUCUACGCAAAGUCUGGCAGCAUGGACGAAGCUCGCGACGUCUUCGACACCAUGGAUCCUGCCAAGAGGAGCUCGGUGACCUGGAACUCUCUCCUCUCGGGCUACUCGCGAGUUGGCGAUCACAAUCAAGUCUUUCAAGUCUUCGAGAGCAUGAAGGCUGGAGCGUCGUCGCGAGCUUGCGAGAUUGUGAACGGGGUUACUUUUCUAUGCCUCCUCAAUGCUUGCAGCCAUGCCGGCCUGGUGGACAGAGCUAAAGACUACUUUGAGUCGAUGAGAGGUGACUAUGGAAUAGCUGCGACUGAGGAUCACUAUGCUUGCAUGGUGGAUUUGUUUGGACGAUCAAACCAGAUGGCAGCUGCUGUUAGUAUGGCGGAGAGCUUGCCUCUGGAGAGUGGAAGUGGAUUGAAUAGGGCUGUGUGGAUGACAGUGUUGAGCUGCUGUGAAAGAAUGGGGAACAAGGAGAUUGGAAAGCUUGCGUUUGAAACGAUUGUGAAAUUAAACCCAGAUGAUGCCCCGGCCUACGUGCUUUUAGCAAACACGUGCUUGUAA